AACCUGAACCCUACUACUACCCCUCACACCCCCGAGCGUGCUGUCCUUGCCUCUGUCAAUGAUGCUUCCCUUGAUCCGCAAGUUGCAGUCGCUGAAAUGGUUACAAAUUUGCAGAGCACUCGUCUCCAAGAUAAUGACUCUACGUCCAUCUCUUACGCUGCUUCUCCCGUGAGGAUGGAUCACUCGCAAGACUCCUUGCACGGAGAGGAUAUGAAUAUGGAUAUUCCACUCGAAGAAUCUGUGCCUGUCUCGGUUGAUCGAAGGUGUGAUGACCAGAUCCUUAACGGAUAUCAAUCAGAAGAGGAAUGAACUCAUCACCCGAAAGGCGUACCUCACGCGUCUGCUGGCACAGAAUGGUGCGAACAAGUCUGAAGGAAACAUUGAGGAAACCCUAGCUGUAGUUGUCAAUGAAAUUAAGGUGCUCGAGAAAAGAGCUGAGGAUUCCCUAGAAUCUUUACAAGACCUGGAAUCACUUUCCACUCCUCUCCAGCUCAAAAAACCAAGGAAUGAUUCCAUCCUCGUGGUACCGAUCAGUAUCCCGCAGGUCCACCUUAAUGUCACAGAUGCUAUGCCUCGGUUCCAUAGUACCUCCGAUCCACGCAAGUUUUUAGAUGAGGUUCGUCAUGUUGUCUGUACGUACGUAGGUCGAGAGUCGUUCAAACGGUCCUGUGGUCGGUACUUGCUUUACCUGACGGUCAGCGAGUACCAUCGCCAGUACCUCGAACAGGAACUGGAAAAACUUCCUGAAGAUCAGAAAACCUGGGAGAAGUGUGAAGCGACCUUCCUGAAGAUCGCUCUUACGGAACAAGAACGUAUGUCACAGUUUAAGAAAUUACUUGAAACUGGCAGAGGCACACGCGAGACUUAUCAUCAAUUUGCCAUGCGGGUGGACCGAGACGUACGGGUAUACGGUAUCAGCGACGAUAGCGAGAUGGUCACCUCCCUCCUGACGGCCACAGUAAAAACCUUCAUGCUCGAUCUUAUGAUCACCAGGCUACAAGUCCUGAAACAAGAACCGGUGCUCGCCUUCAAGUCGAUCUCCGAGUUCACAAAGAUUCCGGGAGGCCUUACUGGCCCCCACAUCCCACAAGAGAUUGUCCCCAGUGAUAAUCCUGCACCUCAUCGCCGUGACACAGGCCCAAUGCGCCGCGCACGAGCGUCUGAUGAAAGAUAUAAUCCUAAGGGCAAAGCCCACAAUGAGGAGGCUAAAUCAAAGUCCCUCUAUGACUGCCAGCAUUGUGGCAAAAAUUUCUCCCAUAAUACGGAUGGACACAAGCAAUGUGCAAAAUGCAAUGCACGCGGACAUCUGGCGUCCGAAUGUACCAGACAUAACAGUAGAUCUGGCUCCAACAAGUCUACCUCGGUUAAUCGAUAACUUAACUGAAGAUCGUUCAAUAGAAGAUAGUAAAAACGC
Molecule: messenger RNA, 1414 nt
Organism: Lobosporangium transversale
Lineage: Eukaryota; Fungi; Mortierellomycota; Mortierellomycetes; Mortierellales; Mortierellaceae
Exons: 2
Coding region: 269-1375 (368 amino acids)
Molecular function (GO): nucleic acid binding; zinc ion binding
Source: RefSeq, a predicted model, not a curated record